UUUGUUCAGUCUUACUAAACUGUAGUGGUUUAGGUUUGUUUUUUUUCCUCGGCUCGCGAUGAGUACAUUUACAUCGUAUCGUCGUCGUGUCUAGAAUCUUACCUACGCAUUCGUCUAUCCAAUCCAUGCGUCUUGUCAUUGAAUUUUUUUUUAAACCCAUUUGAUAUUUAUUAUUUAUUUUUUUAUUUUUUAUAAUUUAAUUUAAACCGUUUUGCUUUUUUUUUUGACAUUACUCCGGAGUCGUUAAAUUUCUUCGUUUUUUAUUUAUCUAUUAGCGAUUUCAUUAACUAACCACUAAGCUGUUAUACAAUAAUAAAUUGUCUGGUACAAUACAAAUAAAAAAACAUUAUACACUGGAGAUUGUGGAUCGCGACGUUGUAAAGUAAUAUAUUAUAUUGUUUACACUCGACCGGAAUCGAGCGGAAUUACAGAGAACAUUAUCGUUUGCCGCCAAACCGUAAAGCCAAAGAAGCGGAAACGAAUUAACGACGACGAAGACGAUAUUAUCUUCAGGUUAUAAUAUUGAACGCAACAAUACGUUUAUGGCAAUGGAGAUGUAAACAUGGGGGAACGACAAUACAUAAGAAGUCACCGACACAGUUGGUGGCCACCGAGACCGCCAUGGAUAACAUUGAUGUCGGUGUCAUUAUUAGUCAAUUUGGCGUACACUUCGAUAACCUGUGGCCCGGGUAUUAAAUCAGCUGGAGUAACCGUUCCGAGAGGCGACAUUGUCAUUGAAUACGGCACCGGAGUCCCCUUGGAAAUCACGUGCGUUUUAGAUCCCGAUAAUGAAAAAGUGCGAAACCUGUUUCGGAAUGACACCGCUGACGGCGGUGAAGCUACUACGCCGAGUCAGCGGAUCAUGUUCUACAAGAACGCCGAACGCGUGUCCAGACAGUACAUGACAAUUAUCAAUUCAACGGCGGCUCAACUGCACAUAUCCGAUCCGCCGGCUGGCCGAGAUACCUAUUAUUGCACGCUGUUACUUGACGAACAACUGCGUCCUAAUCACGACUACGAUAAUAGCAGCGAUGCACAGUUAUCCACGCAGUCUAACGAUUCGCCGACGUUUCCCACCCAGCCACCGACGAGUUUGGAAACCAGUGGACCCCCUUCGCUGGUAUCGCAAGCAUCCGAGGUCGGGGUGUGCCUCAACAGCGUUGCCGUCGGAUAUAAGCCGGCUAUAAUUACAAAUUUUUCUUGUAUAUCUGAUAAUUGGGUAAGUUUGACAUGUAAUUGGACCAAACCAGAGAACCCAAUUAAAACAUCAUACAAGUUAUUCUUCAGAUUACCUGGUCGUGCUGGGGGCAGAACUAUUAUAAAUUGUCCUAAGGAUUCAGAUUCCAGAGAUAAUACUUGUUAUUGGGAUUUCUCUACUACACCAAUAUAUAGACAACCAUACGAAUAUUAUUAUUUUACACUAAUUGGUGAUAACAUAUUGGGAAACUCGACUACAACUAUUCGUUUUCAUCAUUAUGCCAAUGUUAUCCCCGCAAGCCCUAUUAAUAUUACAGUGGUAGAUAAAACUCAAUCUAGUGCCAUGCUAAGGUGGUCCGUAGGCACAAUGACAGCCUUUCCUCGAGAACUAAUUCAUAAGAUCGAAUAUAAGUCUCAAUGGGAUUCCAAUCCUGAACAUUGGCAUUCUGUAAAUGUAAGUGACGUUUGUAAUUCGUCAUCAACGUCCAAUCACACCAAUUCUUAUUCAAAUUGUCGAGAACGUGACACUGACUAUUAUUAUUUUAAUGUAACCGAUUUAAAAUACCCGUUCACGCAUUACGAUUUUCGAAUCUAUGUACGUUCUUCAGUUGCUCGUGGGGAGGACAAAUGGUCUCCUCCUGGCUGUAUAACUUUGAAAACCAAGCCUUCGAUACCUAGAAGACCUCCUCGAACUGAUGUAGGAAGUUUUGAGUGUGUAACGUCACCUGUCGAUAAAUCCAAAAGAGACGUGUUCAUUUAUUGGCAGAAUAUUGAUGACAACGAGAAAUGCGGUGAAUCAUUUGAGUAUCGUGCUUACUAUACUACCACAACUUCAGAUAAUAAAACCCUUAUUCACCGCAGUAACGAAACAUAUAAGAAUUAUGCCAAGUUUGAAGGACUCAAUACCGACAUUGGGUACAAUUUUACUGUGUAUUCAUCAAAUAAAGAAGGUUUAUCAACCGAGUAUUCAACAAUUUUUGUUCCCAACGAAUCAGACAAACUUGACGAACCGUUAUCGUUUACAAAAAUGGCAUUUGAUGAACGAGGUGUAUUUGAACUUUCGUGGAAAAAUGCUAGUAGUCAAAAAUCAUUAGCAACUAAUCAAGUUAAUGAUUAUACUAUAUUUUGGUGUGAAAAUGAUAAGGACCGUCCAUACCAGUGUAAUGGCUAUAUGAAUUGGAUGCAUAUACCAAGUUCAGAAUCUUGCUAUAAUAUUACUGUAUCAGAUCAUAUGAAAAUUUAUCAAUUUGCCAUAAGCGCUAACAGUCAAAGCACACCAAAGACUGGUGUUACUAAUGUUUAUCAACCCACUUAUACUAGUAGUGGGAUGGUAUGGGCAUCAUGUACAGUACUACAUAAUAAAAUCGUUGGAAAAAUAAAAAACGUUUGGGUAAAUAUGAUUGGCUCGACAUCUAUGGAAUUGAGAUGGAAACUCGACUGCUCUGACAGAAUAGGCGCAGUUCUAGGAUUUCGUAUAUUUUACUGUCCUGUAGUAUCCAUAAAUAAUUCUGCGUGUAAAGAACCUAUGUUAAAUAAGACUGUUAGUGGUGAGAUGGCACAAGAUAGCAGAGGAAUAGCAAGCAUUACGGAUCUCAAAUCAUAUACUACAUAUAUGGUUACCAUUGCAUUGAUCACUAAACAUGGCGAAGGGUUGCAUAGCGAUCCUUUGCUCAACACCACUUUAGAAGGAGCGCCCGAUAUUCAAAACCUUAUUAUAAAUGUCACGAGUCUGACCAAUACGACCGUCUCUCUUCAGUGGUCGCCUCCUAAAUUCACGAAUGGUAUUGUCCGUUACUAUCAUAUUUAUUAUUAUUUGGACGAUGUAUUACAGCAACAGGAUUUGAUUGAUUCAUUCGACGAACAACAGGUCAUAAAUGAACAACGUCGUGUUACAGUUCAUGACACAAAGUGUCGUCUAGAACACCUUGAGAGUUAUAGAAGCUAUACAAUUACCAUUACAGCAUGCACAACAGUUUGUUCAGAGCGCUCACUUCCUAUAAAAGUGCGAACAGCUGUAGGAUUGCCAGGAAGGGUUCCUCAACCAACAUUAAAUUACGAAAACAGCACUAGGGUAGCUGUGUCUUGGCAAAAACCCGUGAAACCGGCUGGUCCGGUGGAUUAUUAUGAAUUAAUUGUAGCGCAUCAUAGUGGGCCCACAAAUUCACAACAAACUACUACAAAUGGCGGUUCGUCUUCGCCCACCGCUUUAGCUUCCACUCAAAUACAAGAAAAUCCUAACAAUUACUACUACCGCAGCAAUUCAAACGUAUUCCGUGUGCCUGUUCCCGAUUGUAAUAAUGAACAAGAUAGGGGUCAACAAACGUUUUCAUUUGCUGUAAGAGCUGUGAAUAACAAUCCACUCGAUCCUCAUACGCCAUAUUAUGGUCAAUGGUCGACUCCUGGGUCGGUCAAUUGUGUGUUGCCAGGUCUUCCUCUAGCGCUUCAUUUAGUCAUAUGGUCAUGUUUGUUCAUCGUUUUGUCCACUGUUUCCACUUACUGGGGUAACAGACUUUGGAGAAAAUACAAAGUGAUGCAUAACGUAGAAGUAGUUCUACCACCCACGUUGAACAUCAAUUUUAAAUUUGACCAUUACAACAACUUUGGCGAAAACGUAUUGGACUCGGGUCAACAGUAUUACGUGGAGGACGGUCACAUUAUUUACGACAACGCUCCGACUGACGUUGACACCACCACUAUUGCGUUUUACAACGGAAAUUCGUCCGGUUCCAAUCGCCGCAGAAACAGCAGCGUCAAUGCCAGUGCCGAGCGUCUGCCGUCGUCCCGGUGGAGUCCCGCGACGGCUUCGACAACCAUUACGGUGGCCGACGACGACGACUCUUCGUCCAGCAAACAUCAACUCAUAAUGCCAUCGUCAUCGUUGCCAAAAACGAAGAGCGAGAGUCUUAGCGACGGCAACAGUGUAAAAAGCGAAGAAGAAGUGCUGGAGGCGAUUCAACCCACGGAACCUGUCAUGCCGUUCUUUUCGUUGCCAGCUACGCCAACGUUAACACCCGUCCCGAAGAUCGUCAAUACGACUAAUACGAGGGCGGCACUAUGCGGCAGCAGCGUCGUCGUCCACAGCGGUAACGGUUACCAAAGCACCGGUAACAGCGGUUACCAGAGUAGCGGCAAAGGUUACCAGAGCAGUGCUAAAGGUUACCAGAGCAGCGGUAAAGGUUACCAGAGCAGCGGUAAAGGUUACCAGAGCAGCGAUAAAGGUUACCAGAGUAAUGGUUAUGGUUACCGGACCAGUGGUAACGGCUACCAGGGUAGCAACAUCUGUCAGGACGUCGCGAAAAACCGAUUGGUCGGCGACAGUCGUGGCGACAGUGUUGUUGUUGCCCCUACGGCGGUCAUAAGCUGUUUUGUGGGCGACCAGCGGCAGUCAAAUGAUAAACACCUCAGUCGGUGUGGCGGUGGUAAUUCAUCGCCCACCGCUGACGGUGGAAAAGAAUUUGUAUUUCCCGCCGUGGAAUCUAUCAUUGACGAAAACCGGUCACACCCCGAACAGAAAAGUGAACUGUUGCCUUGUCGCCUCGACAAUAAACAACAAUCGCCACUGCCACGGCCGCCACAACAACAAAACCGAAACGACGGCUAUUGCGGCAAACAAAUGAUGAUCGCAGCGGCCGCCGUUGCCGGUGCCGCCACCAACAAUUUUGGCAGAGUCAACGGCUGCGAAACGACAACGUUAAGUCAACAGCAACAGCUACCGUUGCCGCCGCUACCGUCCACGCCGCCGCAACAACAAAAACUGCUGCAAUCGCCGCCCCCGCCACCCCCGUCGCCGGCGCAACAGCAACAACCGACGACUGCGACGCUUCUCGCUUCGAGCACCGCGUACGUCAUGUUGGACAUGGUGACCGCGGCGGCCGAGAAAAAGCGACUACUCCACAUGGGUGGCGGACGAAUUGACUACGGUAAACCCGUCGUCGUCGUCCAACAGCCCGCCGUAUCGGUGGACGCCAGUUGCGCUACUUCCACUGCUCAAGUAUGAAAUAAUCGCGCUCUGUCUAUAAUAUUAUUAUGUUUUAUGUCUAAUAAAAAUAAACACGUUUUUCCGGUUAGUAAGUUAUAAUAAUUACUAUUAUCAUACAUUGCAAGGCGAUUAUUAUAAUAGUUAUUGCAUAAUGUUAUCGAAUUCGAUAAAAAAAAAAUAAAAAAAAAUGACGUAAAAAUGUACAGUUCUAAGAGAUUAAAAAUAAUUCCAAAAUCCAAGUGACCACAUAGUAUUAAACGAAUGAUACCGGCUCCUCUCUGCUGUACAUAUUAUAUUAUUAUUAUUAUUAUUAUUAUUUUUUAUAAAAAUAAACCGUCACCGCCCCCCUAAGUGUACAUAAUAUUAUUGUUUACUAUAUAGUUAAUUAUAAUAAUUAUAGGUUGGUGAAUAAAUAAACAAUUAGAUAUGCACGCCUAACACACAUGAAUUUUGUGAAAAAUGCUCAAUCAUUUUUAAAAAUGUAGUGUACGUAGAUAGUAAUAAACAGACGUCUAUCAAUAUAUAAUAUUAUGUUUGACAAAUGCCGGGUUCGAUAAGUGUAAUUGUAAAAAAAAAGCGAUCGGUUAUAAUAAAAAAAAUGUUGAAUAAAUCAUGACGAAAUUAAUUUUGAAACACGUCCGAAUUGAUUGAACAAUGUGUCAGUGUUUUUUUAAAUUUAUUUUUUAAAUGUAUUUUCAUUAAUACCUUAACGUCACUGAUCAAAGCACUAAUAAUAAUAUACAAUUUAAUCAUAGUUGUAGUUGUUAUAUAAACUUAAUAACUUUCAAAACUUAUAGUGAUCAUAUUAUACCCACACUCAUAAUUAUAUGUACUGUAUAUGAGCGUGCGCAUACAAUUAUCACCUACCUUUAUUCUUAUGGACAAGUAAAAUCAUUUGUUGCGUAUAAAAAUUGGUAUUCGGUGGAGGGUCUCAAAUUUUUGUUCUACAUUAAGUUAAAUAGCGCUCAAUUAAUUGUGUUCAGUCGACGGUAUUAGUACUGUAGUAGUAGUAGUAUACACAAGCACUAAUUAUAUGAAUUUAAAUUAUACGGGGUUUUUUUUUAUUGUGAGAUUUUAUAUAAGUCUGUUGUCAACGACGGCUUUUGUUGGUCCAAUCGUUUUUUGACGAAAAGUGAGAGAAACGUAUCAGUGUGUUACACAUACAUACAUACAUACAUACAUACAUACAUACAUACAUACAUACAAAGAUACAUACAUACAUAAAAUGUGUCACUAAAGAUUUUCUUUUGUUUCGUACAUUGAAAUAUUGUGUGUUUUUUUUUAUCUUUUAAAACUUACCUAUUGUAAUUUGUAUUUCUUUAAAUGUUUAUUGUUUUAUAAUAACAUUAUAAUUUAUUUUUAUAUUUAUUUUAUUUCAAGGUACAUAUUAUAUAUAUAUAUAUAUAUAAUUCUUUUUUAUUAUUUGAAAUAAUUAGAAUAGUAUUUUGUUUUUGUUUAUACUUUAUUAUUUUAUUAUAUUGUAUUUGUAAUUUGUAUAAUAUACAUGUAAUAUUGUCAUGGUGCCAUAAAGAUUGAUAUUAAAUUUAAUAUUGUCUAUUUUUUUUUUAUAUAUAUGAUUGUUAACAUAAGAGGCUUUACAAAUUAAGUCAAUAACCUAUAAUUUAAUUUAAACAAAAAUUCUUUUUGCAAUGGUAAAAACUACUAUGGCUAAGAAUUUAUAUUUUACAAUUAUAUUUAAUUAGUAUCAUAGUUUUAACAAUAUUGUUACUGGUCUCGAAAAAAGUCUUAGAUGUAGUUAGCGCAUUAUUUUCUUUAAUUGAUUCUUCCAAAGGGGAUAGUUCAAGGUGUAUCUGGGAUAUAUGUACUUUGGGCCCCGUGUAGUGUUAUGUUAUUUAUUGAGAGAAGUUUGUUACAUCGAUCAAAAAUUAGGGUUUAUCCUUGUUUUUUUUUUAUUUAUACUUGUAUGAGGUUUGAAUGGCCAAUUAUUUCUCUAGUCGUGAUUGUAUAUUUUGUUUGACAUCAUAUAUGAGGUAAUGAAUGUUGUUAGAUUUGGUUUAUCAAAAAAAAAAACAUUUUAAUCAGAAAAGUUAUCAGUUGGAUAAUUUUGCCUAAGUCGCUUUCUAUGGAGUUACGUUGUAUUAUCUUUUUGUGUAUGCUUUGGUGUCAGUUGAAAACUUUAUUAAACAUAAAAAAGAAUGUUUUCAUUAAAUUUUCCAUAAGAAGUAUCAAAUAGGGCAGACCGGGGGUUUUAACAUGGAAUAAUGAAUAAUACAAGUUUCCGAAUUAUUGUUGGAAAUGUAAUUUAUAUAUGGCCACCAACUAGGAAAUGGGUAACAUAAGAAGCGAGUCUCAUAUCGGUCAAUUGUCAUUGAAAUGAUAAUUGGAUAAUACAUUUGUUAAUUUUUACUCGAGACUUUUUGUCACGGAGGAAUUGGUAGAGGAAUUUAAGCAUGUUACCAGUUAUUUUCCAUUUUAAGUACUAGCGCAAUGACAUUUUUUCACCAGACUCAUAUCUUAGGCCUUAUUAUUGUUAUUAUUAUUAUUUUUAUUUGUUUAUUAAUGAAAUGUAAGUUGGUGUUAUAAUGUUUGAUUAUAUUAUUAUUGCCAUAUUGAUGUUUAUAACCCAAUUUUAAAUAUUAAAAGUGUUAUAUUUAUGUAUGUUGACACGUAUAUUAUAGGUAAUAUGAAAUAAUCUUAAUACCUUUAAACUGCAUUACCGUACUUUUGCCACAAGAAAAAGAUAAAUAUUACUGUUA
Rhopalosiphum padi (bird cherry-oat aphid) is the source of this 7893-nucleotide messenger RNA. RefSeq lists its product as uncharacterized. The record is from RefSeq and is a predicted model, not a curated record. Lineage: Eukaryota; Metazoa; Arthropoda; Insecta; Hemiptera; Aphididae. The coding region runs from base 563 to 5194 and encodes 1543 amino acids. Gene Ontology annotation, molecular function: protein binding. The transcript has 22 exons.